Messenger RNA from Acyrthosiphon pisum (pea aphid), 4952 nucleotides. RefSeq lists its product as uncharacterized. The record is from RefSeq and is a predicted model, not a curated record. NCBI's taxonomy places the organism in Eukaryota, Metazoa, Arthropoda, Insecta, Hemiptera, Aphididae. The transcript has 4 exons. Bases 377 to 2047 code for a protein of 556 amino acids.
UUCGCGCGCCGUAGCGGGUUUUAUUCGGUCCGCGACGUUUAGUAGCCGUAGUCACGUGCCCCGUGUGUACCGCUGCCGUCUGUCAGUCCGUCGGCGGCGUCGCAAUAAUAAUAUUAUUGUUGUGUUAUCUCUAUUAUUAUUAUUAUUAUUAUUAUAGCACUUGCAAGAGCUGUCUCGCGACUUUGCUGAAAUUUCGCAUUUUUCGACUUUUUGGAGAUAUUGAAAAAAAAAAAAAAAACCGUUAGACUCUUUCCGGGCGUUAGUCGGUGGAGCGCGCGCGCGCUUGUCGCCCAUCAACCCGACAGCUUUCGAUCCGGAUCCGCUACCAUAAGUGUAUAAUCUACACGUCCGGCAAACGGAAGCGACGACACCAGUUAUGGAGUCGCGUCUGCAGCGGUCGACGUCCCGAUGCGACCGCUAUCACUAUUGCCGUCGUGCUGCCGUCGACGCUUUCCCGAUGACGUCAACUCUUGUGGCUGUCUUGUUUUCUCUGAUCGUCUUGCAGAUCGUGUCCAACACAGACCAAGCGGCGAUGUCCGUAAACGUUGUGCGAGUUGUCAGGGUGGACGUGCCAUCGGUGGUUCGGUCAUACGAUGCCAAACCCGACCCGGCGGCCACUGCGAUCGGCGGCGUGCCUCCGCCACUGUUGUUGGGCUGCGUGUACGCGUUGGAGGGUGGCGAGAACGACGACGAGAACGGCGACGUGAUCGCCCCGACGGACCCGCGGCCGGCCAACGGGACCGCGUCCACGGCGAACGGCGCUCGCGACCGGCGGUCAUCAUCGCCAGCACCGGACCUGGCCAUGGACGCGGCCAUGGAGGAGGUGCAGCGGCUAAGGGGCUUGGUGGUCAAGUGGUACUUCCGGCGCAACCCCAUACCGGCAGCACCCAAAGACGCGAUGGCCAUCAUCAACGACAACGAACAGGUGUACCAGUGGAUAGCCGGCGGCGGGCCCGAGGCGGGCGGCGGACUCGGCCCGCUCAGCGGACGCACGGUUGACGUCACCGCAGAGACCCCUCGCGCCGACCGGUCGUACUUGCACCGGGUCAUCCGGGUCGAGAGGCCCACCGCCGAGCUCACCGGCGAGUACAGGUGUCAAGUGGAGGACUGGAACUCUGAACGCAGGUCCGCCUGGCACCCCAUGGUCGUAUACACACCCGAACGAAUUUUCAAAAUAUCCGUCGACGAUAACGACGAUGACGACGAGGAUGAUAUCGCAGAAGGCAGUGGUGGAGAUUUGAAUUUCACGACUACUGAGCCGACGACCAGCAGCGCUCCACCGACUGGCCCGAAAAUGUGGCCGACCGAAAUCAACAUCACGUGCUACGCCGCCGGCAUGCAUCCCGAGCCAUCCAUGAGCAUUUGGGUGAAUGGAGUGUCACUGGAUUCCGUGACGUCGGUGGUCACUGAAGACGAUGGGGACAACGACGAGACCAAUGACGGCGCCGCACAGACGACCACCGCGUCGAUGACGACAUCUACCACGACCACAACGACGACGACCACGGCCAAGCCAAAGGCGUUCAGGAACCGGUACAGGGGCAACAGGGCCGGCGAAGAUGAGUACAAAAAGUACGCGGUUAGCGCCACUAGCGUGGUGUCGCUCAAGGACGCUGAGGAGUAUCGGAACAGCAAGCCGCAUCACCAGCGCCGACGGAACACCGUCGACGUGGAGUGUCGGCUGCGCGUGCCCGGCGACGGUGCCGGCAACGGUCACUGGAAAGCUAACCGGACGGCCGACCUUUAUUACUCCGCCCGCAAGUCGGUGGCGUACAAGUACCGCAACGACCUACCUCCGCCCGGUGACGCGUUCGCCGCCGUGUCUUCAGCGUCUUCGGUGGCUGAUGACGACGACGACGACGCCGACACCUACGGCAACGGCAGUGACCGUGGCGUUGACAACGAUGACACCCCGAACGCUAAAGACGCCGACGCCGACGCCAUUUCCGGCGCCACCAGCGUCACCGCGUCCUUCUCCGCCGUCGUUGUCCGGUCGGUGCAGACGAUCGCUGCUGCAGCCGUUGCCACUGCCGCCGCCCGACGUUAAGCCACGUGCGAAGUCUUCGCUCCUGUCCCGACCGCCUCCGCCACCGCCUCCGACCCCAUCGUGUGUAAUGGUAUUAGUGAUAGUAUUAUAUCAUAAUAUGAUAACAUUGUAAUAUUAUAUAUUAUUAUGACGUAGUGACACACAGUGUAACCCAAUUUCCCGCAUGUUUUUUUUUCAUUUCGAACCGACGCCGUGGUAAGUUCUGUUUAACCACCUCUACCUAUAUUAUAUAGGUACUCCACUAAUAAUUGUCACCAUAUAGUUUAUUAUUAAAAUAUAUCUACGAUUCUGUUGUUCUCCCGUAGACGGGAUGCUCACAAUUUAUUGUUUCACUUGCGUGGGCGGCAAAGUCCCAUUAGGUGGCCCUCGGACUACAUCCAAUUCGACCAAUCAGCAAUCCCAUGCCUGGCUUCCCGUGCAUCAUACUUGCAGUCAAUCAAAUUCGUAUCCGAGAGCAGAGUGUGGCCGGGCGCUUAGCCUUCCCCUCUGUUUCGCGCAACUUUUCGUCGUGUUCUUUACAGCCCAUUUCCCUCCUAUACCAUAACCCAUCCUAAAAUUGCUCGGAUUUUGUAUAUUAUGACGAGUUCCGCUCGUUAUAAUUUCAUACACAUAAUUAUAAUUCACAAAAAUAUCAAAUAUUGAUGAUUUUAGAUCGUUUUGUAGAAAUUGCUUUCGUUUUUAUUGCGACUGCUUUAGAAUAUCAAACGAUUAAUCAAUUCUAUUCAAUUGAAAAAACAAAAUAGAUUCUCUUUUUAACAAAAACUUUUUUUUAAUCUUUCAAUUAAUAACAAUACAAUAUAAUAGUAUGAUUGAUAAUAUGUAAAUGAUAAUUUUCAAAUAGCCACAUUUAAACUAAAACGUGUACCCAUGUGCAUCAUCAACACUAUCCUAAAUCGUUACAAAAAAUAUUUAAAUGAAAAACCACGACAUUAUGAGUUUUGUUUUUUUUUAUAGAAUCGAAAACCACUAUAUAAAUAAUCCGGACACAGCUUUAGCGGAUGACAUCCAAAACGAUUUUUAUCAACCGCAAAAAUAUUACCUCAUAAAAGGAGUUUUUAAUAUAUUAUAUUUUGAAAAAAAAUGAUCACACACAAUCUGAAAGUUUAUUUAAAAUGAAAAUGAAGCGACUUUAUACCUGUCUUAUUAGAAUGUUUGUGAGACGCGUCUAUACGCAGUUAAAAACUCCCAAAUUGAAUUUAUUGAGUUCCGCCGUGUAGGUUGUUUCGAUGUGAUUUUGUUUCGAUACGCUUCUAAAACAAUUUAUUUACAAGCACUCCAACGUCAGUAUAGGUACUAAUUUAACCAUGGUCAUAGUAAUUGUUUAGGAAACACGAUUUAAUCACACGUUUACACUUCGUUGUCGGUUGUGACUUGUAAAACAGUAUCGUCGUUCAUCGGAAACACGAGUAUACAUGCGAGUUUCGCAUUCAUCUUUCUAUUGAGACUUCGUCACCUCUCAAAACGAGUCUGAUUGUCAGAUUUACGUAACACGUUUCUGUUUUUAUCUGAACAUUUGUAUUAUUUGACUUCUCUGUAUCCAACAUUCAACAAGCCUAAUAAUAUUUCUUACUUAAAAUUCUUUAUAUGAAAUUAAAACCGGCCAAAUUUUUACAUUUUUACAUUAUACCCACACUGAAUUGAAUCAUUCAACAGUCGACAAAUAUCUAUUUCAGAGUAUAGUUCUCUAAUGACGAGAAUUUUAGAAAUGAAACGUAAUAUUAUAAUAUCUUUAUCACGUUUGUGUUUUUACUAUUGAUUAUGGUGAUGUUAUACACCCGACUCCAUGAAUCUAUUAAAAAUCGUUAAUCCACAAAUAAUUUGUUUAUAUUUGUGGUUUUUGAACACCAUUGUUAUACCGGAUAACAAGUCGAUUUAAUGACGUUCGUGGAUACGUGUUUAAUUUCAUUACCGUCACAGUGUGCAUAAAGUUAUAAUAAAUUUAUAAUUAUUUAAAGUUAUAACAACCAUUGUAUAUUAUAUGUGCGUACAAAAUAUCGAGACACGAUCAAAACUGUCAACUACAGAUGUAGUUGUAUGAUGGUUAUGACAUUUUUAUUCCCCUCCGCAGGGAGAAUUUAAAUCGUUUUUGUAUAAUAAAUAUAAAAUGUUGUAUAUUUAGUAUGAUAAUAAUAUAUAUACUUUUGUCGUGUUUGCACUUACGCCGUUCUUACAUGGAGUAACUAUAAUUACACUAUAUUUCACUAGUCGGUUAUCCUUAUAAUAUUAUGUUUAAAUGAUACACAUUUAUUUUAUAUUAAAUCACGUUUUACGGCUAUAAUGAUAAAUUGUAUAGUCACCACAGUUUUAGUUUCCCCGAAUGUAUAAACGAUAUUACUAUCCACCCAUAUAGCUUGUGUCAAUAUAUUAUUAUAAUCAAAUCUCUUAUUAAUCAUUUUUAUGAGUGCUGGCAUUUUGCAGAUGUCUUAAUGUCUUACGGGUUUUAUGUUUUUCCUCCCCACAGCUUUAUGUUAUUAUAACUAUUUUUACUAUUAUUAUUAUUAUUAUUAUUUAUUGUAAAUAUGUAAUUUUUAACACUACCAUCACUAUUAUGUACACGUUUCUAGUCUAAAAUUAUGUAGAGAAAAAUUACAUUUUUAAAAAUAGUUUAUAGUUGACAUUUAAGGAUAAUAAUAUGUUGUGUUAAUAUUACAAUAAUUUAUUGUGGUCUGACACUACUAUAUAAAAAAUAUUAUAUUACUGUGUAAGUCUUCUUUGUUUGUUGAAUUAUUUAUAUUAUUGAUUUUUGAUUUAUCGUGAUCUUUGGCUUAACAACCAAACGAGAUAUUUUAAAUGUUUAUUGUUAUUACUUACUUAUUACGUAUAUCCUAUUUAUUAUACUAAUACCUACGAAAUGCGCAUUUCUAAUUAUAUAGAAACUACUAGGCUAGAGAUACCAAAGAAUAAA